Molecule: messenger RNA, 1485 nt
Organism: Chlamydomonas reinhardtii
Lineage: Eukaryota; Viridiplantae; Chlorophyta; Chlorophyceae; Chlamydomonadales; Chlamydomonadaceae
Exons: 7
Coding region: 190-1062 (290 amino acids)
Biological process (GO): rRNA processing
Cellular component (GO): nucleolus; small-subunit processome
Source: RefSeq, a predicted model, not a curated record
CAUAAGGACAAAAGUUAUACAGUUGAAAGAGAUAGUCGGUUUAACAGUUCUUCUGCUGCAUAACACGACAAGUACUCUGCUUGCGGCGUACCUCGUGUGCGCGGCCUGCAACUAAUUAGCUCAGCUUGUUAUCAACUCAACUAGCGUGUUGGCGGCCCCCGCGGGGGCGCGCCUGUGUGUUAGCCAAAGAUGACGGCCCUAGCAAAUGCAAUUAAGCGCAAGACGCACAAGGAGCGCGCGCAACCGGCCGCCCGCAAGAAGUAUGGCCUGCUGGAAAAGCACAAGGACUAUGUGCAGCGCGCGCGCAACUUCCACAAGAAGGAGAAGACCCUGCAGGCGCUGAAGCGCAAGGCCGAGGAGCGCAACCCCGAUGAGUUCUACUUUGCAAUGGAGAAGGCUCGGACCAAGGACGGCGUGCACGAGGGCCGACUGACGCAGGCCAACAAGUACAGUCAGGAGGAGCUGGCGCUGAUGCGGAGCCAGGACGUCAAGUACCUGUCCAUGAAGGCGACCAGCGAUGCCAACAAGGCGCAGCGGCUGAAAGAGUCCCUGCACUUUAUCGGCGUCACGAACACCUCCGUGUCCGCCGCCGCCACCGCCGCGGUCGCCGCCAAGCCCGGAAAGAAGGGCGCCGCGGCCGCGGCGUCAGCCGCCGCCGCGGCCCCCGGCCCGCAGCCGCAGCGGCACACGGUGUUUGUGGACAGCGCGCAGGAGGCGCGGGAGUUUGAUGCCGCCAAGUACUUUGACACGCCCGCUGAGCUGCUGGACCGCACGUUCAACCGGCCGCGCAAGGAGCAGCUGGCAGACCGGGGCGCGGUGACGGGCGCCAAGAGCCUCAAGGGGGUGGAGAAGCGCAAGUACGCGGCGUACAAGGAACUGGAGCAGCGUACACAGCGCGGCGGCAAGGUGGGCAAGCUUGCUCAGCACCUGGCGUACGAGAAGACGGUGGCGCACGCCAAGGGGCGCAAACGGAAGCUGGGAGCCAAGGAGCUGGCGGCAGCUGGGCUGGACCCGGAGGCAGCAGGCAAGGUGUUUGUGUGGAAGCGCGAGCGGAAGAGGUAGAGUCUCAAGGGGCGGUUUUGUGGCGUGGGUUUGUGUAGGCUGGCGGGUUGGGUUGUUGUGGUGGUGGUCAUGGCGGUCGUGGCGGUUGAGGCGGUGCUGGCUGGGCCGCGGGUGCGCCGGCCGCAUGGGGGCGGCAGGGUUUGACAGGGAGAGGGGCGGGGAUUUGGCGACAGUGUGGUGUGCGAUUCAGGUGAGCUGACGGAGGGAGCAUUGGUCUGAGCAACCUGCGGUAUAUGCAAGGCAAAGCCAAGACUUAGGGUUAUCAUGGACGCUGGUAUCGGGACUGGGGAGGUAACAGCGGCUGUACGUUGGCCACUGAGGCGGUUCUGGAGCGUGUAGGUUUGGUGUGCGUGCACGCUGCAAAGCCUCGAGCUGCCGCAGCGGUUGAUGCCCAAUUUCAACGCAAUGUAACCUGCCCUUUGC